Pelobates cultripes (western spadefoot toad) is the source of this 3329-nucleotide messenger RNA. The record is from the annotation of a GenBank genome assembly. Lineage: Eukaryota; Metazoa; Chordata; Amphibia; Anura; Pelobatidae.
ACCGAGCAGUACACCGUGUGAGGAUGGCAGGGGGCAGGAAGUGAAAUCACACCCCCUUCUCUCCUCUCACAUGGAGCACUUGCACAGUGUGUGUGAAUGGUGAGUAGCAGCAGCAACCACAGAAGAUCUCUCCCAAGUGUAAGCUGGAGAUAGGAAAACAAAACUUAGGCUGGUGCAGGUAAGCAGGCUUGGGACAAAAAGGGUAGAGGCACACAGGAGUUUUGUAGAGAUGUGGGGUAGAUGUGGGGUAUACACCUCAGGGGCUUGGAUUUUACUUGUUUAUUUAUGUUUUUUUUUUUAAAUGUUGGUUCUUUUUUUAUUUGUUUUUCUUUCUUGAUUUUUUUUUAAAUUUUUGUGAUGUUUGUGUUCAGUUGGGAACUUGUGAGUUUUACAGUUAUAGGGGAUUAUUUUCUUAAUUAUUAGUUUAACUAAGCUGUCAUUACCUGAUACUACUUGCCUGCUUACAUAAUUAUUUUUUGAGUGAGUUCCCUAUGCAUACAUAUACAAAUGUUUCAUGAAUGUUUUGUAUUGUACACAUUUAGUAAAGAUGAAAUAAAAACAAAUAGUUAAUAAUUAAAAAAAUUAAAGGGAAACUAUAAUACCAGGAAAAUACGUUUUUUUGUCACGGUCUCCCUCCCCCAGAAGUGUAGUACUUACCUAAUUCCAGCAGGGAUGUCCCUCUGCACGGGUUCAGACUCCACCUCUGCUCCUCCCCCACUGAUAUCGGUUGGCAGGGGAGACCUAAUGCACAUGUGCCACAGUCGCAUUAGUACUUCCCCCAUAGGAAAGCAUGUAUAAUGGUCCAAUCAAUGUACCAUUCCUACAUGCUUGCUAGGGUUGUAAGAGCAGCUGGCUAGGGUUAUACAUCUGUGGGUACACUUCAACACAGAUUUUUGUAUUGCUUCUAGUGACCAGAAUGCCGUCCUCUCUGUGAUCAGUUAAAUCAGACUUAUACAUGGUAAAUAACCUUAAUAAUAAACAAUGAAACAAACAUAUAGAUACAUAAUAAUAAAUAAGACACAGACUCAGAAAUGUUGCAGAAAAGGCUGUGGUCUUUUAUUUAGUUUUAAAAUAAUACAACCAACACUUAACAACUUUAUAACCAAACCAACUCUGGUGUUUAAACCCCCAGAGCAUUCACCAAAAAUCUCCAGUAUUUAAACCCCCAGAGAAUUACCAGAGUUCCACCCUAUUAGCCAAAUGAUCAUAAACUCAGCUUAUCCACCCCCCUUUAAAUUAGGCAGGUGACCUCAACCCCACACGCUUCAGCAUGAACUAAUGCUGCAGCACACCCCACCAGACCACAGCCUUAUCGAUCAUACACUGCAAAGCAUUAUUAAAGAUAUCCAAUCCAACAUCAGACAUGUAUACCAUCUUUCAAAUACAACCCUUCACACUGACCCUCAAUAUCCACAUGGCGAAAAAAAACCACCAAUUGAUGGCAUAAAUUUCUCCAUGGCUUUGUUCAGCUUAUGCCUAAAUUUCGCACUGCACAACCAAAUUAAUCUAGGGAUUAUUUCAGACCAGAUAAUUAAUGAUCCAGGGAACAUUUGUUGAAAAUGUAGCAAGUCAUCCUUAAAUUGAUGGAACAAAAUUACUGAUUUAACUUGGCCCACAUCAUUACCUCCAUAAUGAAAAAUAAUUACUUGUGGCCACCCAAUCCGACCGGCCCAAUCUUGUAAUACCUGAAAAACAUCCUCUCUCAAUAGACCCCUUACACCAACCCAAUAUAUCAUAACAGACUCAUAAUCAAAACUUAAGUUCUGGCCAUAAGACCUAUCCACCGCUCUUCUGUGUGCCCAGUGGACGAAAGAAUGGCCUACAAUCCACACAAUCACACAAUCACAGGUCUCGAAUCUGAAACAGGAAGAAACAAGUUAGUAAACUAGAAACAUCAAGGUCUAACAUAAACUUUAAAUCUACUUGAGGACCAACGACCAACUUUCUUGACCACUUCAUCUGAGAGACCGCUUGCUGCCACUUCCGUUGCAGCACCUAUGCAAAAUGAAUGGGAGGUAAUCCUUUUAUCAUUGAUAUCUAGACUUUUACAAGACAGUUGAAGAACGUUUCAAAAUGGAAAUUUAAUAAAGGGAAUUCCAGAUCGGUGUAACAAAAAAUUGCCCUGAACUUUGGGGCGAAUAUUUAAGUAAGCCUUAACAGCCUUAACUGGACAUAACCUGUGGCAAAUAGCCUUCAAUUGUACCCAAUGCCCCUUUCCCAACUGAUCGGUUUUUGAUCUUCUUAAUAUGAUAUUUAGCUUUUCAUUCUGUAACACAAUGUCACCGAACUGUAUACCCGAAUGGCAAGACUUGUUAGCAGAAACAAGCACACUAAUCCUGAAAGCUCAAAAAAUGCCAAUACAAAAGCAGUCAUAAAGAGUUGGGUCUUAAAUUCAUCCUUACAAACGGAGCUCAGAUUUUUAACUAAUUCACCCAACAGCUGGAAGGAGAUAGGGGACCUAUUAUCUAGUACUUGAGGUUUCUUUCCCCAAGCCCCUUUCAACAUUUGUUGGAUAAUGAAUUCCCUAAACACCGUCUUCUUAUCCAGUACUUUUAGAAAAAAUGAAAUACCUAACAGUGCUCUUUUAAAAGAAAAUCUGGAUACACCAACCUGAAGUUUAGUGAAAACAUAUUUAAUUCCAUCUUGUAAAGUAGGAUCAGUAGCAUCCUUAUCCAAUUUUUUUCAUAAACUGUUGCCAAUCAUCCCAAGCUUUCAGAUAUGCUACCCAAGUAGAUGCAGGCAAUGAUAAACCCAGCAAAUGACUUAUCUGGGUGAAGUUAUCUCCCAAAUGCUUUCUGGCAAGCUCGUUCCAACUUCAUCCGCUAGGGGUGCCAGAGAUCUGAAAUACUUGAAAUCAAAACGAGACAAAGCAUCAACUAUACAGUUAUUUUUACCCUACAUAUGCUUUACUUUCACCCAUAUGUUAUUAACCAAGCAAAUAAAACCCAAAUGUCUCAAUAAAUUUAAGACUAGGAUAUUUUUUGCACUAGGGGAAUUGAUUACCCAAACUACUCCUAAAUUAUCACAAUGAAAAAUUAUCCUUUUGUUGGCCAAUUCAGAAACCCAAACCUCCAGGGCUACCACUAUUGUCAGUCAAUAUAUCUUGACUAUCAAUAUAUCUAUUGUCACUAUAUCUUCUUUCUUCUGGCGCCAAGAACUUACCUCAGGGCGUCAAAUACUUGCUUUUCCCGCCUAGGUGUACCCUCGCGGACAACUGCUCCAAUCAGAGCACUGUCUGCGCGGACCCCCUGUUUGAAAAACGCACGAGGGCACAGCAACAGCUGUUGCUAAAUGCCUGCGUGGUCAAUGAUAUUCCCGACACGAUCUGA